Malassezia globosa CBS 7966 is the source of this 1464-nucleotide messenger RNA. RefSeq lists its product as uncharacterized. Gene Ontology annotation, cellular component: Golgi membrane. The transcript has a single exon. NCBI's taxonomy places the organism in Eukaryota, Fungi, Basidiomycota, Malasseziomycetes, Malasseziales, Malasseziaceae. Bases 1 to 1464 code for a protein of 487 amino acids. Gene Ontology annotation, biological process: 4,6-pyruvylated galactose residue biosynthetic process. The record is from RefSeq and is a predicted model, not a curated record. Gene Ontology annotation, molecular function: hexosyltransferase activity.
AUGGUGGCGCAUGUGCGGCAGGUCCAGGAUCCCGACAAGGAACUUUUACCGUGGCGAGAAAUGUGCGCCAAGCAGCCAGCGUUUGUCAACGCAGCGGUGGAGCAAGUCGAGCCAGUGGAUCUGUUGGUUGGCGUGCUGACGACAGACGCCAAGUUCGAGAGGCGUAGUGUGAUUCGCGACACGUACAUGCGACAUACAGUGCCAAAGCAUGCGUCAAGUGGGCGCCCGCUCGGCAAUGUACAAGUGAAGUUUAUUCUCGGCCGGCCUCGGAGAGAGUAUGCGGAAAGAGUAGCGAUGGAAAUGGAACUCUAUAACGACAUUGUCGUGCUUGAUAUAAAGGAGACUCAAUGGAGCCGCAAGACGUAUGAGUUCUUCCGCUGGGCCGCAGAGAAUGCCACGGUGCCGGUUCUUGUGCCUGGCAAGCCAACAACACCUUCCAAAAACCUCGUUCGCAUAGGUCAGCAAGCGUACGAGGUACGUUGGAAGCUCGUUGACUAUGUGCUAAAGGCAGAUGACGACGCCUUUAUCGUGCUGAAUGAGCUUGAGCGUCGCUUGCGCGCAUUACCGCGACAUUUAUUACAUUGGGGCUACAAAAUUGCGGACUGGUUUAUGGGUGGCGAAUUGUAUGCACUGUCUUAUGACUUGGUGGAGUUCAUCGCACGGUCUCAGGACAUUGCACGGUGGCCGUCGCUGAAAGAAGACGAACAGGUCGCCCAGUGGCUGCGCUUGCAUCCCCAAGCAAACAAUGUGACAUGGGCUUCAGAGCAUUGCUGGAUCUACGAUCACCCCCGUGCCAAGACGCCGUAUGCACAUGGUUUCCUCUUCCCAAACCUUGUAAAUGCCAUCAAGCAUGAAUACAUACAAGGCCUCUCAGAGGAGGAAAUUGUGCAUCGUGGUGGUGCAAAGCAUGCGUGGUCGUAUUCGACUACGACUAGGUGGGGCAUGCCGUACCGAUCACCGCAACGGGGUAUGUCAAUGGAAGAGUCUGUUGAGGCACUCGUAGAAGGUGGCGGUCGUUGGGACAGGCGAUGGCAUCGCACGACGCAAGAUGUUGAUGCACCGCCUACCAUGCCACAGACUGAAGCGCUGUUAAUGGCCAACACAUCGCGACUCAUAUCUCCGUCUCAUGACCCAGAGUUAGGACUAGCUGUGUACGCACAAGAGGUCCCGACACAUACAAGACUGGAGGGGGUAGGAGCCGCACGGGAAUCACAUGUCUGGGGUCCGCCUAUGUAUGAGUACGCUGAGACGCUGCGAAGUGAGCGAUAUGUCAACGACACGCUGGGCGGCACAGUUGCCGUGCACUUUUUGAAAAAGGAAGCGUGGUUCUAUGAGACGAUGCUGGCGCUUGUAGGCACACGACAUACAUGGCCCCUAGGAAGUGCCGCGAAUGCGUGGCGCAUGUACAACAGUCCUUCCGUCCAGCCAUUCAGUCAAACAUACAGUUGGAUUGCCGUCUCAUAA